This is a messenger RNA of Bipolaris sorokiniana ND90Pr, 1820 nucleotides long. RefSeq lists its product as uncharacterized. Bases 402 to 1706 code for a protein of 434 amino acids. The transcript is spliced from 2 exons. Gene Ontology annotation, molecular function: ATP binding; protein serine/threonine kinase activity. Gene Ontology annotation, cellular component: nucleus. The record is from RefSeq and is a predicted model, not a curated record. Gene Ontology annotation, biological process: mitotic DNA damage checkpoint signaling; protein phosphorylation. NCBI's taxonomy places the organism in Eukaryota, Fungi, Ascomycota, Dothideomycetes, Pleosporales, Pleosporaceae.
GGGUAUUCCCGCAGCAAUUCUAUGGUACACGCCCCUUGCAUGUACAGUAGAAUGGAAUUCAAGCUGACUGAGAAUGCACCGAUUCAACACUAGUUGCCUGGACAGCCACGCAGAGAGGGCAAUGACGCAGGCCCGCCACUUCCGUAACAGUGAUAACCCUUCCGUCAUCGCUCCGCCCCUACCACGUCUAGUAACCAUUCCCCAGCCCUCUUGACAGGCCAAAAUCCGUUGCCCGGUUCCACAUGUUGCAUGUUGCUGGUUGCCAUUGACGUCUUUCCUCCCUUUCCCUCCGUUUGCUGCAAACCAUUCAGCCCAACUCCUUCGUUCUUCCACAACUUGAACACUGCCUACGCUUCUACAAUCCGAAUCAAACUCCCUAUAUCCUGUUCUCUCUUUUCGCCAUGGUUGGAUUCACAAUAGCGAUGCGUGAAGGCGCAGAACUUGUGGGCGAGCAUGGGUACCGGUACCUACUCGUCAAACCCCUUGGUCAAUCCAACGUGUGGGUUGCCGUAGAUGCAGCAACCCAGGAGAAGAUAUUCAUCGUCAAGCAGCCGAGUGAUGAUGACGUCGGCUACGGCUGGCCACGCUUCCAGCACGAGAUGGUCAUGCAUGAGCUUCUCAAGGGUAUCCCGACCAUUCGACAACAAGUCGACCGCAUUCCACCCGUGUCCAGGUCCGAUCCGCCACGCAUUGUUCUCGAGAUUCUGCAGUCUACAUUGUGGGAUGCACGAAGGAAGCGCCAGUUCAGCGACGUGGAGAUCAAGGGCAUCAUGCGCUCAGCGCUUCUGGGCCUGCGGGACGUGCACCAACGAGACUUGGUAUAUGCAGAUUUGAAAAUGCAGAACAUACUACUCAGCGGAUUCGAGGAACAGCCCAACGAAAGAGCAGUUGUAGGCGACAGCAAGAUUACAACCAAACUGGGUGACCUCGGUAUCGUCAUGGAGCCAGCAAAGGGUCUGGUUCAACCUAUCAUAUACCGAGCCCCAGAAGUCUAUUUCAGAAACGAAAUCAGCCCGGCUGCAGACAUUUGGUCGUGGGGAUUGAUAUACUGUCAGCUCUUGGAGGCUCAAGCCGCUUUUAACAAGUACGGAAUAUAUGACGAGCUACUAAUAGGCAAUCAAGGCCAAAAGGAAAGAUCAGUUGAGCGAGCCAUUGCCCACGACUUUGGCCUGGGAACACUAGACUAUUACGACGGAUGUCGCCUUCCCUACCGCGAUAACACACACUACGAAGGACAGCAAUGGGAUAAAAUCGUGGAAAAAGGUGUCCCAGAAAAGGAAGUUCAAUUCCUCAAAUGGGUCCUGAAUCCCAUACCAACAGACAGACCAAGCGCCCAAGAUAUCCUCAACUCCGGGUGGUUCACAACAGACGACCAAGCAACUGGUCGCAUUGCUGAGACACUCAAAACUCGCGUCGAAGAAUCCCGCCGCAAGCACCUCCUUCGAAAGCACAGCGAACCUUUUCUGUCAAACAUGGCUGUUCAGCAGCCUGUCAAGAACACGCAAGUGCCCCUGGGCGUUGCCGCUUCGACGACGUUGCCGCCCACGCCCAUGCCUCAAACGAAUGAGCAGCCCGUCGCGUUUGAACCCGUGUCUUUUCAGCCUUUUGAGUCAUCGAAGUAUUAUUCACGGCCCGCGGCGUCCAGGUCUAGCACGCAGCGCCCCGCGGGGGGCACGUUUAUGAAUUAUGGGUCUUUUAUGCGAUGAGAAGGGGUGUGGAGGGUUUUGGUGCUUGUGGCGAUAGCGGGAAAGGAUGGAUUGAAUAGGGUUAGUAUUGUAUUAUUAGCUAAGAAAUAGAAUUUGUUGAAUGAAAAACAGGGG